UCUCAAAUAUCUCGAAUAUAUUGAGGAUUGGGCGGAUAAGCUGAGAGGAGAGAUAUUCAGCGAAAAAAAAAAAAAAAAAAAAGGUUGAGAGGAGAGAUGGCGAAGAAAGAGACAGUGAAAAACGCAGAGAAGUUAGUGGAGAUGAGUAUGAAAGGGAACGAUGCGUCUCAUGACGAAGCGCACGUGUGGAGGGUAAGAGACCUUGCUCUCUCCCUCGCACGUGAGGAAGGCAUCGCCUCCAACCCUGAAUCUUUGGAAAUAGUGGAGCUUGCCGCACUUCUCCAUGAUAUAGGUGACUACAAAUACUUGAGAGAUCCAUCUGAGGAGAAAGUUGUGGAAAAGUUUCUUGAGCUAGAGGGCAUAGAGGAGCACAAGAAGGUGAAGAUUUUACGGAUUGUCAAGGGAAUGGGUUUCAAAGAUGAGCUUGCCGGGCUUGAAAAUGAUCAACUUUUUCCAGAAUUUGGAAUUGUGCAAGAUGCUGAUCGUCUUGAUGCAAUUGGUGCAAUUGGAAUUGCUCGUUGCUUUACUUUUGGUGGAAGUAGGAGCAGGGUGUUACAUGAUCCUGCCAUUCAGCCACGAUCAGAUUUAUCUAAGGAACAGUACAUGAAGAAAGAUGAGCAAACUACUGUAAAUCAUUUUCAUGAGAAGCUUCUCAAGCUGAAGGAUUUGAUGAAAACCAAGGCUGGGCAGAAGAGGGCUGAGAGAAGGCACAAGUUCAUGGAGGAGUUUUUAAAGGAGUUCUAUGAAGAGUGGGAUGGGAGAGCUUGAAAAGGAUGUUCCCAUGGUGCAGUUAAAGAUUCGCUGAGAUGAAUGGCUCAGUUUGAGGAUAAAUACAUCUAUAUUACGUUAUAAGUAUAAACAUUAAAGUUUGCCACUGCACUGAAUAAUUCAAUGUUGGGCAUGGGACAUUCCUGUGAAUGUCAUUUUGAUAAAGCUUACUUCACUAAGGACCUUUUGAUGUAUCUUGUGGCUAUGAACUCUUGCCAUGACCAGGCACAACCCAAGCUCGUUCAAUCACUGAAGGAACUUUGUCUGUGCAAUCUUUGUUGGGAAGUUACUCUGCUCUACCUUAAAUAAAUUUUUACUCAAUGCCUGACAGUUUGAUCUA
Molecule: messenger RNA, 1108 nt
Organism: Quercus robur (English oak)
Lineage: Eukaryota; Viridiplantae; Streptophyta; Magnoliopsida; Fagales; Fagaceae
Exons: 8
Coding region: 97-768 (223 amino acids)
Source: RefSeq, a predicted model, not a curated record